AUGCUGGCGGACCGUCCUCCUGUCUCCUCCUCGCGGAGCACGGUGGAGGCGUCCUAUGCCUCUGCUGGAGCUGUCGCGUGCUGUACCUACAAGCUGCCAUCCCCCACAGCGAGGACGCUGGCCUCCCUAGCGUCUCCGCCGGAAUACGCCUCCUUUUGCCGCUCUUCGUCGUCUUCUGGGCUUCUUCCGCAUCUGUUCCUCGCCGGCACGAGCGCAGCAGACCAGCGCAGCAACCAGCUUCACGUGGUUGGGUACGUGGAAGAGACGGGCGAAGUCGAGUGCAGUUGCCGCCUGAUUCAUCCGCCAGAAAUUCACGCCGUCGCGCUCGUUCCUUCUCUCGACAGUGUCUCUCUUUCGCGCGACGACGCACUGGAGGAGACAGCGGGAACGAAACGAGAAGAGCGGAGAGGAGACGAAACAGACGGCCAGGCAGGGAGAGAAGAGAGGUCGACGGGCACGGUCUCCUUCUUCACUGCCUUCCCAGAUCCUGGAACGCGAUAUGCCACGGAUCGGUGCGUGCUGUGGCGAAGCGGCGUCGAGUUUCCGUUGCCUGCCUUCGGCCUCCUGGACGGAGAAGAAGGCAGGGAGGAAUCGCAACCGAGGCCUCGCGCCGCCGCCAUCCAGCCUUCGAUCGUCUCCGAGCUCUCCUCAGCUCGCAAGCGCUUCGACCCUAUUCGAAAAUUGGUGGUCCCCCGAGGCGACACAGAAGGCGGGGUGGGAGCGGAGACGGCCGCAGCACGAGGCUCCGAAGUUCUGGUGAUGAUGGAGGGGAGAUGCGAAGUGUUCAAAGCAACGGACGCCUCCUACGAGACUUGCAUGCUCCUCCCGGCGGACAGUCAGCAUCGCUUUUCUGCAGUCACUUUCGAUCCGCACGAGCCUCGCACCAUCAUCGCUGCGCAGGCGCGAGACGACAGUCUCGGCGGCUUCAACGUCUUCGGCAACGGGGGCACUUUGCGCGUCUUCGACGUCCGCGAAAACGGUCCCCCGGUGUCUCCGGUUUCUUCGUACCAGACAGGGACGGGGCGCGGCGCGUGCGCAUGCAAUCCUCACGGUCCGAUUGCGGCUCCGCUGUCCAUCGACUGUAACCCGAAUCUUUCCUUCUCCUUCGUCACUGGCACGGACAACACAGUCAAGCUUCACCACGCCGAGCCCCUGGGCGUGAGCAAGUCUCCACUUUCCCCGCACACGAUUCUCGACGAGCCGCCGGAGAGUGGAAAGGAAAAUCCUUUUCGCCUGGAAGGUGCCCACGGCGCAGAUGCCGGCGCAGGGGACGGCCGAAAGGAGAGAACGGAGCACGCGGAAGACUCCCCGGAACUCAUUUCAUCCUAUGAAGGCAGCGAGGAUUCUGUCGUCGCAGUGGCUUGGGCUGCGGACGACGCUUGGGCGUACGCGGCUCUCACUGCAGAAGGCCGCAUUUCCUUCCACCAAGUUCCUCCUAAAGAAAAAUAUCGAAUUCUUCUCUAA
Messenger RNA from Neospora caninum, 1464 nucleotides. RefSeq lists its product as hypothetical. The record is from RefSeq and is a predicted model, not a curated record. Bases 1 to 1464 code for a protein of 487 amino acids. Gene Ontology annotation, biological process: protein ubiquitination. The transcript has 9 exons. Lineage: Eukaryota; Apicomplexa; Conoidasida; Eucoccidiorida; Sarcocystidae. Gene Ontology annotation, molecular function: protein binding.